Molecule: messenger RNA, 5540 nt
Organism: Procambarus clarkii (red swamp crayfish)
Lineage: Eukaryota; Metazoa; Arthropoda; Malacostraca; Decapoda; Cambaridae
Source: RefSeq, a predicted model, not a curated record
CUGUUUAGCUGGUUGCAGUAUAUAUACCGGUGGACGCCAGCUCCAGCACCAGUAGCCACUGUAGCAGUUCCAGGGCACAUAGUGUCCUCCCUUAGCUCAUCUACUAUGAAGCCGCACACCAUCGCUGUCCUGGUCUUGGCCGCCCUCCUUUUUUCUGUGACAUCAAGCCAUCUGCAUGAUGUAACCGGCGGUCUUGGAGGCCGUGCAAGGCUUGGAAUUGGUGCCGGACUUGACGUUGGUGCCGGACUUGACGUUGGUGCUGGGCAUGGAGUUGGUGCUGGGCAUGGAGUUGGUGCUGGGCAUGGAGUUGGUGCUGGGCAUGGAGUUGGUGCUGGGCAUGGAGUUGGUGCUGGGCAUGGAGUUGGUGUUGGGCAUGGAGUUGGUGUUGGGCAUGGAGGGGGUGUUGGGCAUAGAGGGGGUGUCAGAUAUGGAGGUUAUAGCUGGUCUCAAGGUGAUGUCAGACAUGGAGGAGGUGUCGGACAUUUUGAUUAUGGCAGGCCUGGAGGCGGUGUCGGACUUGGAGUUGGUGCUAAUCUUGGAGAUAAUGUUGGACUUGGAGCUGGUGCCAGAUCAGGAGGUGAUGUCGGACUUGGAGUUGGUGGCAGGCUUGGAGGUGAUGUCGGACAUGGAGUUGGUGGCAGGCUUGGAAGUGAUGUCGGACUUGGAGUUGGUGGCAGGCUUGGAGGUGAUGUAGGACUUGGAGUUGGUGGCAGGCUUGGAGGUGGUGGCAGGCUUGGAGGUGAUGUCGGACUUGGAGUUGGUGGCAGGCUUGGAGGUGAUGUCGGACUUGGAGUUGGUGGCAGGCUUGGAGGUGGUGGCAGGCUUGGAGGUGAUGUCGGACUUGGAGUUGGUGGCAGGCUUGGAGGUGAUGUUGGACUUGGAGGUGGUGGCAGGCUUGGAGGUGAUGUCGGACUUGGAGGUGGUGGCAGGCUUGGAGGUGAUGUCGGACUUGGAGGUGGUGGCAGGCUUGGAGGUGAUGUCGGACUUGGAGGUGGUGGCAGGCUUGGAGGUGAUGUCGGACUUGGAGGUGGUGGCAGGCUUGGAGGUGAUGUCGGACCUGGAGAUAGUGCCGAGCUUGGAGGUGAUGUCGGACUUGGAGGUGGUGGCAGGCUUGGAGGUGAUGUCGGACAUGGAGUUGGUGGCAGGUUUGGAGGUGGUGGCAGGCUUGGAGGUGAUGUCGGACUUGGAGGUGGUGGCAGGCUUGGAGGUGAUGUCGGACUUGGAGGUGGUGGCAGGCUUGGAGGUGAUGUCGGACCUGGAGAUAGUGCCGAGCUUGGAGGUGAUGUCGGACUUGGAGGUGGUGGCAGGCUUGGAGGUGAUGUCGGACUUGGAGUUGGUGGCAGGCUUGGAGGUGGUGGCAGGCUUGGAGGUGAUGUCGGACUUGGAGGUGGUGGCAGGCUUGGAGGUGAUGUCGGACUUGGAGGUGGUGGCAGGCUUGGAGGUGAUGUCGGACUUGGAGGUGGUGGCAGGCUUGGAGGUGAUGUCGGACCUGGAGAUAGUGCCGAGCUUGGAGGUGAUGUCGGACUUGGAGGUGGUGGCAGGCUUGGAGGUGAUGUCGGACUUGGAGUUGGUGGCAGGCUUGGAGGUGGUGGCAGGCUUGGAGGUGAUGUCGGACUUGGAGGUGGUGGCAGGCUUGGAGGUGAUGUCGGACUUGGAGGUGGUGGCAGGCUUGGAGGUGAUGUCGGACUUGGAGGUGGUGGCAGGCAUGGAGGUGAUGUCGGACCUGGAGAUAGUGCCGAGCUUGGAGGUGAUGUCGGACUUGGAGGUGGUGGCAGGCUUGGAGAUGAUGUCGGACUUGGAGUUGGUGGCAGGCUUGGAGGUGGUGGCAGGCUUGGAGGUGAUGUCGGACUUGGAGUUGGUGGCAGGCUUGGAGGUGGUGGCAGGUUUGGAGGUGAUGUCGGACUUGGAGGUGGUGGCAGGCUUGGAGGUGAUGUCGGACUUGGAGGUGGUGGCAGGCUUGGAGGUGAUGUCGGACCUGGAGAUAGUGCCGAGCUUGGAGGUGAUGUCGGACUUGGAGGUGGUGGCAGGCUUGGAGGUGAUGUCGGACUUGGAGGUGGUGGCAGAUCUGGUGGUGAUGUCGGACUUGUAGGUGGUGCCAAGCCUAGAGGUGAUGUCGGACUUGAUGGUGGCGCCAAGCCUGGAGGUGUUGUCGGACUUGGAGGGGGUGCUAGUCUUGGAGGUGAUGUCGGACUUGGAGGUGGUGCCAAGUCUGGAGGUGAUGUCGGACUUGUAGGUGGUGCCAAGCCUGGAGGUGAUGUCGGACUUGAUGGUGGCACCAAGCCUGGAGGUGUUGUCGGACCUGGAAGUGGUGCUAGUCUUGGAGGUGAUGUCGGACUUGGAGGUGGUGCCAAGUCUGGAGGUGAUGUCGGACUUAGAGGUGGUGCUAGUCUUGGAGGUGAUGUUGGACUUGGAGGUGGUGCCAAGUCUGGAGAUGAUGUCGGACUUGGAGGUGGUGCUAGUCUUGGAGGUGCUGUCGGACUUGAAGGUGAUGCCAAGGCCGGAGGUGAUGUCGAACUUGGAAGUGGUGCCAAGUCUGGAGGUGAUGUCGGACUUGGAGGUGGUGCAAAGUCUGGAGGUGAUGUCGGACUUGGAGGUGGUGCUAGUCUUGGAGGUGAUGUCGGACUUGGAGGUAGUGCCAAGCCUGGAGGUGAUGUCGGACUUGGAGGUGGUGCAAAGUCUGGAGGUGAUGUCGGACUUGGAGGUGGUGCCAAGCCUGGAGGUGAUAUCGGACUUGGAGGUGGUGCUAAGGCUGGAGGUGAUGUCGGACAUGGAGGUGGUGCCAAACCUGGAGGUGAUGUCGGACUUGGAGGUGGUGCUAAGGCUGGAGAUGAUGUCGGACUUGGUGGUGGUGCCAAGCCUGGAGGUGGUGUCGGACUUGGUGGGGGAGCCAAGCUUGGAGGUGAUGUCGGACUUGGAAGUGGUGCUAGUCUUGGAGGUGAUAUCGGACUUGGAAGUGGUGGCAGGCUUGGAGCUGGUGCCGGAGUUGGAGGUGAUGUCGGACUUGGCUUUGGUGUCGGACUUGGAACUAGUGCCGGAUUUGGAGGUAAUGUCUGACUUGACGGCAGGCUACGAGCUCGUGCCGGAGAUUGAGACGUUGUCGGACUUGGAGUUGUGCAAGGCCUGGAGGUGAUAUCGGACUGAUAUGGAGGUAGUGCCAGACCUGGAGGUGAUGUCCUAUUUGGAGCUGGUGACAGGCUUGGAGUUGGUGCUAAUCUUGGGGGUGAUGUUGGACUUGAAGUUGGUGCCAGGCAUGGCGGUGAUGACAAGCUUGGCGUUGGUGCUGGACUUGGAAUUGAUGUCAGGGCUGGAACUGGUGCUGGAGUUCUAGGUGGUGUCAGACUUUAAGAUGGUGUCACACAUUAAGGCGGUGUCGGACUUUAAGUUGCUGUCGAACUUUAAAGUAGUGGCGAACAUGAAAUUGAUAGCGUACUUGGAGACUGUGGUUGACUUGGGAGGAUGAGGCGGACUUAGAGGUGGUGGUAGAUUUUGAAGUGGCGGUGAAACUGAUGGUGGACGGGCCCUUGGACGUGGUAAUUGCAUCGGCGGUGAUGAUAUGUGUAGGUGAUAUAGUGAGAGGAAUAAUGAUCAUGGUCGCGGUGGUGGAACUUACUGACAGCAGGUUUAACGGCGGCAGCGGCUGGAAAGUAAGUCACAAUUAUCGAAUAUUUAUUCAUUAUUUUAUAUUUCAUUAGUAACAUUGAUCACAUUACCGAACGUCUUUUCUCUGUUGUUUUAUAAAUAAUGUAAUUACCAGGACUUUACGACUGCCGCAGUUCAAUUUUUUAAGCUGUUUUCUUGUUUAUGUUUAUUUAUUUCCAGGAAAUCAUGGCUACUAGUCGUCGACCUCCUCAACAUUUCUAGCCGCCGAUCUCAACGUUACUAGUCACUGGCAGCUUUAACAUCACCAGUCAUUGAAACUUUCAACAUUUAAAUCAGUCGUCGACAGCAUCAACAUCGCAUUUCGCCAGCAACCACAAUGUCUCCAGUGGUCGACAACCUCAACAUCUCCAGUAAUAAUCAACCUCAACAUCAGUCAUCGACAACCUCAGCAUCACCAGUCGUCGACAGCCUAUACAUCUCCAAAUGUCGACAAAUUUAACAUCACUAAUCGUCGACAACGUUAAGCAUGUCCUUGCACCGACAGCCUCAACGUCUUCAGUUAUAGAGAGCUUCAACAUCUCUAGUUACAGAUAACCUCAACAUCAGUCAUCGACAACCUCAACAGCACCAGUGGUCGAUGCAUUUAACAUCUACAGUCGUGGACAACCUCAUCAGUCGCCAACUACUUUACUUUUAACAGUUGUCAGCAACCUCAGUAUGCACCAGUUGACCACAACCUCAACAUCAGUAGUCGCCAACAACCUGAACAUCACUAAUUGACCACACCCUGAACAUUUCAGUCACCAACAACCUGAACAUCAACUGUCGUCGGCAAUCGGAACAAAAUCAGUUGCCAAUAGCCUAAACAUCAUCAGUCACCAAUAGCCAAAACAUCACCAGUCGUCGACUAUACCUUAACAUCACCAGUCAUAGACACCCUCAACAUCACUAAUACCAUCACCAGUCGUCAACAACCUGAACAUCACCAAAUGUCAACAACCUAAACAUCACCAGUUAUCAACAACCUCGACAUCAGGAGUCGUCGACAGCCUUACCAUCAUUAGUUGUUAGUAGUAUAAAAGGAGACAAGAACGAAGCGUUUUGUUUUUUUGCGACACUUCGCUACAGUCACCUUAUUCUUUUCCAUGAAAUGUGAUGCUUCGCUUCUGUCUCCUUAUUAUCUCCAUAAAAUGCGACGCUCCGCUUAUGUCUCCUAAUUUGUUUCCACGAAAGGCAACGCUUCGCUUCUGUCUUUUUAUUUUUUCCAUGAAAGGCAAAGCUUCAUUCCCGCCCGGGUCAUUUUUAGCUACCUCGUGACACUGUUCUCAUUUGGGUCAUUUUUUUAGUUAUCUCGACGACGUUUCGUUUCUGGCCCCACUAAUUUUUCCAUCAACUUCGGCGACGCUUCAUUUCUGGCCCCUAAAUUUUUCCUGUGGAGAUUAAACGGCUUCCUUCUGUCUCCUACUAUUUUUCCUGUGGAGAUUAAACGGCUCCCUUCUGUCUCCUACUAUUUUUCCCAUGGAGAUUAAAUGGCCCCUCCUGUCAUCCCUAAAUUUAGUUACCUCGGUGACAUGUGUGGAUCGAGUCAUCCCUAAUGUUCAAUAGUGUUACUAGCCAGCCAGUCUUUAUCUUCCCUCAAAAAGUCCCGUUUUCCAUAAUUACAUAUUUAAUCCCAUUUUCAGAAUUAUUUCCAUUUUCAAAGACUAAUUAUUUCUAGUUUAAAGAUCGCAUACUAAACUUAAAAAUGAAAUUGCAGAAGGCCUUUUGGGGGAACCAUACAAUAUAUCCUAUAUAUUUACACCCAUGUUGAACAAAUUAUUAACGACCACUCUGAAAAUGGAAUAAGCUGCAGAAGGUCUGUACCUGAGAAGCAAGGAAAAUAGCACAAUGUUCACACCCUCGAAUUUGUCCAUAUAAUUCCCAAAUAAAUGAUAAACUUA